Molecule: messenger RNA, 1251 nt
Organism: Priceomyces carsonii
Lineage: Eukaryota; Fungi; Ascomycota; Pichiomycetes; Serinales; Debaryomycetaceae
Gene: FAD2
Product: Fad2p
Exons: 1
Coding region: 1-1251 (416 amino acids)
Biological process (GO): unsaturated fatty acid biosynthetic process
Molecular function (GO): oxidoreductase activity
Source: RefSeq, a predicted model, not a curated record
AUGAGUAAAAUAGUUUCUAGUGCCAACACAACUUCCCCUGGUGUGGAAGUCAAGCAGAGAGGCAACGUUGCGAGCUUAUACGACACCACCAGCAAGAAUCUCACGGCUAUUGACACGUAUGGAAAUGAAUUCAAAGUACCAGACUACUCCAUCAAGGAUAUAUUAAGCGCAAUUCCGACACACUGCUACGAAAGAAGAGCAGCUGAAUCUUUAUAUUACGUUUUCAGGGAUCUUUUCUGGAUAGUAUCUUUCGGAUAUCUUGCUAAUAAUUACAUCCAAUUCAUACCUUCGCAAGUCGGUAGGUUUUUGGCAUGGUCUGCUUAUGUCUAUGUUCAAGGUCUUCUUGGUACCGGUUUGUGGGUUUUGGCCCAUGAGUGUGGUCAUCAAGCAUUUAGUGAUUACGGCUGGCUCAAUGACUCUGUUGGUUGGGUUUUACAUAGUGCUCUUAUGGUGCCUUACUUCUCUUGGAAGUUUUCUCAUGGUAAGCACCAUAAGGCAACGGGUCAUUUAACAAGAGAUAUGGUGUUCGUUCCAAAGACAAAAGAACAAUUUAUGGGUGCCAGAGGUAUUCAAGAUCUUGACGACUUGGUAGGCGAUUCACCAAUAUACACAUUACUUCAAUUAAUUUUCCAACAGCUGCUUGGAUGGAUUUCCUACUUACUCACCAACGUCAGUGGUCAGAAAUUUCCAGGCAAGUCUUCUUGGAGCAUAAAUCAUUUCAAUCCCUCGUCUUUGAUUUUUGAGAAGAAAGAUUAUUGGUAUAUUAUCUUGUCUGACAUCGGUAUUUUGACCCAGUUCUGUGUGUUAUAUACCUGUUACCAACUGUUUGGUGGGUUCAAUGUUUUAGUUAACUGGUUUUUACCUUACCUUCUCGUCAAUCACUGGCUCGUUUUCAUAACAUACUUGCAGCACUCUGAUCCUCAGAUGGCUCAUUAUGAAGCAAGUCAAUGGAACUUUGUAAGGGGUGCAGCUGCUACCAUUGAUAGAGAAUUUGGCUUUGUUGGAAAAUACAUUUUCCAUGACAUUAUUGAGACACAUGUUUUGCAUCACUAUUGCUCCAGAAUUCCUUUCUAUAACUCAAGAGAGGCAAGUGAAGCAAUCAAGAAGGUAAUGGGAGAACACUAUCGUCACUCUGACGAAAAUAUGUGGGUUGCUUUGUGGAAAUCAGGCAGGUCAUGUCAAUAUGUAGAUGGCGACAAUGGAGUUAUGAUGUACAGAAAUAUCAAUGGCUAUGGAGUUGGAAAGAAUUAG